Messenger RNA from Hyaloscypha bicolor E, 4063 nucleotides. RefSeq lists its product as uncharacterized. The coding region runs from base 138 to 4004 and encodes 1288 amino acids. NCBI's taxonomy places the organism in Eukaryota, Fungi, Ascomycota, Leotiomycetes, Helotiales, Hyaloscyphaceae. The transcript has 4 exons. Gene Ontology annotation, molecular function: GTPase activator activity; beta-tubulin binding. The record is from RefSeq and is a predicted model, not a curated record. Gene Ontology annotation, biological process: tubulin complex assembly; microtubule cytoskeleton organization; post-chaperonin tubulin folding pathway.
CUCGAACACGCGACGUCCUUGGAGGUACCACCAGCCUGGCUCGUGGAUUGUACUGUACUACACUCACGCGGGACAUCAGCACUACAGCUCGACGAUGACCUCCUAGGACGCCAACACUGCGGGCGAAACAGUUCAAGAUGGACGCACCCGAGGACGAGCAGGAUGUGAAGCUGCAGAGAAAGGCGGCGGACCUCAUCGCAGAUCUUUCGAAGUCAUUGGGACCGUUCCUGUGGAAAGCAACCAAGUCGGGCAGAUCAGCCACCAGGCGACGAGUGCGCAUACGGGAUACCGACAGGCUGGUCAACUUGCUCGAGCCGUUCCAAGAAGAUCCUCAACUUCUCGACCCCCACCUCGACAAAUUCGUCCCUGCCCUCGCGGACGCCCUCCUCGCAUACCUCCGAUCCCCACCCUCGAAACUCCCAGAGACAAAUACCCAGCUGCUGAUACCACUCUCGAGAGCAAUAUGCAGGCUUCUGUACACAUUCUGCAAGGUCAGAGGAGAGAAGGUAAUUGUCAGAUUCUUCAGCACCGAGACAAGGCAUCUCGAACUACUGCUAUCUGCAAUCGAGAAAGGCAGUGAGCAGGAGCAUGGACAGUCUGCCAACCUGGAGACUGCGGAUUCGUGGGAAUGGAAAGAGAGAUAUAUUGUCCUUCUAUGGCUCUCCCAGUUGCUGCUGGCUCCGUUUGACCUGGCGUCCAUUUCAUCGGAAGACACCGAUGAUAUUGUUGAACCGAUGAUUCCUGGACUGCCAUGGCCUCGAAAUACCCCUGGACUUACAAUCCGCGUCAUUGCAAUGGCUCUUCGGUAUCUCUCGUCGUCGGGUAAGGAGAGAGAUGCUGCCAAGAUCCUUCUUGUCCGCGUUGCCAUGCGAAAAGACAUGCAAGAACUCGGCAUCUUGAAAGCGUUGGUGCAAUGGGCUUUUUGCUCUCUCAUUUCUUCACAAUCAGGCCAUUCAACCUAUUACUACAUUGGCAUUCUUUCAUUCCUUGCAGGCAUUCUUGUUUCGUCUCAGAGUACAACAGACAUGAAUCCUUAUCUGGAGAAGAUUUCCAGAUGCAUUCAAAAUAUAUCUUCCGGCGAAGAGCCUGUCUUCAAAACUAUUAGAUCGUCGGCGGUCGCGCGAAAGACGAUGCUCAAGGUGCUCCGUACCAUUACUGUUCUUAUCAUUGAAAACCCUGAUAGCAUUCCGGAUCCCGACCUGGCCAUCGAAGCUACAAUUGAUCACCUGUUGGAUUCUCUUGCAGACCCAUCGACUCCUGUUCGACUUGCGGCCAGCAAGGCUUUGAGUGUCAUUACGUUGAAGUUACCUGAAGAAAUGGCCGUUCAGGUUGCAACCGCCGUUCUUGAAAGUCUCCAGAAAAACACUUUGUACGUGCAAAAAGGUGGCCACAAGAGGAAGACACGGGACUUGUCUCGUGUGAAUCCGCUGGAAUGGCAUGGCCUCAUGCUCACCAUGGCACAUCUCCUGUAUCGUCGCUCUAUACCCCCAGGCGAGUUACCUCCUAUUCUCGAUGCUCUUCGCCUGGGCUUGGUUUUUGAACAGCGGUCUACCUCCGGAUCUUCAAUUGGCACUAAUGUUCGUGAUGCGUCGUGCUUCGGCAUCUGGGCAAUGGCCCGCAGAUACACAACAGUUGACUUACAGAGGCUCAAGCUCAAAGAUGAUGUCUUUAUCCGUGGUGGUCCAAUCAAUGAGUCCUCGGCAUUGCAGAUACUGGCAACUGAAUUGGUCGUCUCCGCAUCACUUGAUCCAGCAGGGAACAUCCGGCGAGGAUCAUCUGCUGCACUCCAGGAGCUUAUCGGACGCCAUCCGAAUAUCAUAGUAGAAGGCAUCAAAAUUGUCCAAGUCGUUGACUACCAUGCUGUGGCUCUUCGGUCAAGGGCUGUACUGGAAGUUGCAUUGCAAGCUGGCGAACUGUCGGGUCAUUACUACCAUGGUCUCCUCAAUGCAUUGCUCGGCUGGCGUGGAAUCCGAGAUGGGGAUGCGACUGCACGACGUGUGGCUGCCGACGCUAUUGGGAAACUUGUCUUGACUAAACAAAUGACGAGUAUUACGAAGCCGGGCGACACCUGGAAAGUGGUGAAUGAUGCAAUGGACAUCGUCGGAGAGCGUCUGAAAGCUCUUGCAGCUCGGGAGGUCGAGGAACGACAUGGUCUGAUACUCGCCUUGGCGGCUAUCAUUGAGAAUUUCAAUUACGAAUGCACUACGGAACGCAUCGCAUCUUUAAUUGAUUCUGGCCUAGAAUACCCCAGGCUUUUUCAACUGGUUGUUCCUGCUGGUGCAGAACUCGAAGUGCAUACGAGCCCAAAUUUCGGAAGAUGCGACCUUGCCCACAUUGUCUCCAUCGCUCUGACUCAGGUACGCUCGGCCUUGGUAGAGGUCAACAUGUAUUGGAGCAGUUUUAGAAAACUCGAUUUGAUGGCAGAGUCGUGCAGCCGGAUCAUCAUAGCUGUUUGUCCAAUUUUGCGCGCUGAUUGCGUCUUUCGGCAAUACGAAUCACUAGCAGUCGUCGGAACACACUCUGGGAAUCGCCUUUCAUUAUCUCGCUGUGAACCCUCAAAAGCUGACCUCACUCUCCUCGAAUACCUUCACAACACUUCCUUUUUAACGGAAAUUGAUCAUUCGGAAAUGGGCCUCGCCGUCAAAUUCAUCCAGAUGGCUCAUAUGAAGGAUUUCCUUCCCGAUCCGCAGACGAUGAAGCUCAUACGUCCAUUGCUCUACAAUAUACUCGACCUCAACGACAUUGGCGCAGUAGAGGUGGCAUCAGUCGCUGCUGCGGAUCUAGUACUGCUGAUCGAUAAUCAUGAUCAUCAACGCUCGGAUACUUUAUGGGAAUUCAAUCGUCGUGCAGCAACGACAGUCAAAGGUGGUCGCACGAAUCAGGGAAAAUCAUACAUUCAUGCUCUCUUCAAAAUAUUUCCGUUGGCAGGCAUAUCAUCCCUAGAGCAAUACGACGAUGGCGACACCUACGCUCACCCACGAACGGCUGACCUCAUAUCGACCUUUUGGCAUCGAUGGACCGAAUUUCAAGAGGUCGAGAUUCAAGCCACGAUCCUCAGCUGCUUGGCAAGCAGCAGCGCCCUCCACACACAUACUGCUGAUUUCGUUAACAUGAUCGGCGAGGGUCUAGAUAAUUAUACGACGAAUGCGCGUGGCGACAUUGGAUCCUUGGUCCGCAUCGAAGCUACUAAAGCUGCGCGUGCUAUCUGGGGAACCCCUACCUUGGAUGAGAUUAAGUUGGACGCGUUCAAGAAGCUGUUUGGCAAAGUUCUCCGAGCAGCAUCGGAGAAGCUUGAUCGUGUCCGCGUUGAAGGACAGAAAGCCGUUGCGUGUGCGCUAAAAAGGCGCACUGACAUUGUACAAAACACAAACUCAAAAUUCGAGUCCUUCUCCACCUCAUCUAAGGAGUAUUUCUUGUUCCUUUUAGAGCUGCAGACAAGCGACUGGCUAGCUCAUGGAUCAUUGUUCCGGGACGACGCAGUCGAAUGGGCGAGGGAGUUCAUGGAAGGAUAUAUCACUUCAGCCGACACAGGAUCCGAAGAUCUGAUACGGGCAAGCCGUGCCGCACUUGCCGAGUUCUGUGAAAUGGGACACACAGCCAUUGUAUACGACUCCCUUAGUCGGAUAUUGGAGACACGGCCCAACGAAGACAGAGUCGCCAUUCCGUGUCUCGAAGCCUUGAGCUUCCUCUUCGAUUGGGGGUACCUGCAGAAGAUGAACCGCAGCUUCGACGACCUGAACCGACUGGUCAAGAAUGCGAUGCAGCGCAAGGGCAAGAUUGGCAUCCGCCGAUUGGAAGCUUGUAUUAAGGUCUUUGCUGGCCUGAAUGACCCAGAUGCGCUGGAACAAUUGGCCCGUCUUGCACUCCACAGGUUCCCUACAAUCAGAAAUGCUGCUAUCGAUGAGUGCUUCGUUCUCAAAGGUGUGGGAAAGGGUGUGAAUUGGGCAAAGGCGGGCAAGGCGGAUGAGCUUGCGCUCCGAGGGGCGAUGGGACUGAAGAUAUAGAUAGCUUGUACGAGGAGCCACUAGAACAUUGCUGAAUAGAAAACUAGACUGACUCUCCC